AUGAAUUUUUAAAGAGAAAAUUCAUCGAUUUGCUCAGAAAAUUGGAUUCAAGAUUCUUAAGAACAUAAGGUUUAUUAGUUGGAUAACGAAGAAAAUAAGUUAGUGAAAAUAAUAAUCCAAGUCACACUUACUAAAGAUCAAAAAAUUGUAUAUUAAAAAAAUGGUACAAUAUUGAGAAUGUAUGAAUUAUUAUUGAGAAGUUAUUAAGCGAAUAAGUUUAUGAUACUUCUAGAGAUCCAGAAAUAUUAAAUUAUAUGGAACAGAUCUAACAUCUUUCUUGGUAAGGUUAAUACGCAUUGAACAAUAAAAAAAAUGGGAAAUGGAUGGUUUCUUGGGAUGAAAAUUUAAUUAAAGAUGCUAGUGGAUACUAUUAUGAUGGGAAAAAACAAGGUUUGUGGAUAGAUCUAAUCCAAAAUUACUGGAUGUAAAUAUAUCAUUUUUAAUAUAGUUAAGCACAAGUUUUUGAAACUGGAGAAUAUUUAAAUGACUUAAAAAUUGGUAAUUGGAAUUAUAUUUGCAAUAAAAACAAGAUGUAACUCUAUUAUUCAUUACUAAGUGGUGGUGGGCUUUACAAUAAGGAUAAUUCAAAGCAAGGCAAAUGGAUUGAAUUAGAUGAAGGAUUUUGUAUGGCUAAAAAAGUGAUUUAUCGUGGUGAAUAUAAUAUGAGAGGUAUGAAGGUAGGUAUAUGGGAUAUUUAUUAUUUUAAGGAUGGAGAAAAUUAAUAUAAAUAAAUGUAAGUAUUCAAUAAAAUUAGGGGAUGAUAUGAUAGUGGUGGAGGAUCAUAUGGUUAGGAAGGUUAGAUCAAGAUUGGAAAAUGGGUUGAAUUGGAUGAAGGAUUUUAUCGACGUAAAUAAGUCACUUGUAGUGGUGAAUAUAAUAUAAAAGGAAUGAAGAUAGGUAGAUGGGAUAUUUGUUAUUGUAAGGAUGGAGAAAAGUAAUAUAAAUAAAUGUAAGUAUUCAAUAAGAUUAGGGGAUGAUAUGAUAGAGGUGGGGGAUUAUAUGAUUAGGAAGGUUAGAUCAAGAUUGGAAAGUGGGUAGAGUUGGAUGAAGGAUUUUAUAGGGAUAAACAAAUCACUUAUCAUGGGGAAUAUGAAUUAAAAGGUAUGAAGAUAGGUAGAUGGAAUAUAGUAAACAAAGGAUAAAAAAUGUAAAAUUAUAGGGAAUGAUAAUUUUUUAGUGGCGGUGGCAUAUAUAGUGUUGGAAAUAGUUAGAUUAAGAUUGGAAAAUGGACAGAGUUGGAUGAAAAAUUUAAUAGGGAUAAAUAGGUUAUAUAUAGUGGAGAAUAUAACAUGAAGGGUAUGAAAAUAGGUAGAUGGGACAUUCAUUAUUGUGACAGAUGGGGAGAUGGAGAAUAUAUAUAAAUGUAAAUAUUCUAUAAGGAUAGGCGAUAAUAACAAAUUAGUGGUGGAGGAUCAUAUGAUGAGGGAGAAAAUUAGAUUAAGAUUGGCAGAUGGGUAUAGUUGGAUGAAGGGUUUAAUACUAAUAAAAAAGUCACUUAUAGCGGUGAAUAUAAUAUGAAAGGUAUGAAGGUGGGUAGAUGGGAUAUUAUUCAUAAUAAAAGUGCAGACGACGAAUUUGAGUACAUGUAUAUAUUCUAUAAAUAUAGGGGAUAAUGAUAUAUUAGUGGUGGUGGAUCAUAUGAUGAGGUAGAAGGUUAGUUAAAGAUUGGCAGUUGGGUGGAUUUAUGGGAAGGAUUUUAGUUUUAUGCUUAAGUCACUUAUAGUGGUGAAUAUAAUAAGAAAGGUCAAAAGAUAGGUGUAUGGUAGAUUCUUUAUGAUAAAAGUGGGGAUGGAGAAUAUGAAUAAAUGUAAAUAUUAUAUAAGUAUAGGUGAUACUAAUUUGUUAGUGGUGGUGGAUCAUAUGAUGAGGAAUUAGGUUAGAUUAAGAUUGGUAGAUGGGUAGAGUUGGAUGAAAGUUUUUUUGAGGAGAAUUAGAUCACUUAUAAUGGUGAUUACAAUAUGAAAGGUAAAAAGAUUGGGACAUGGGUGGAGAUGGAUAUUUUAGAAAAUAAGUUAAUUGGUGAAAAAAUUUAUAACAAUUGAA
This is a messenger RNA of Paramecium sonneborni, 2043 nucleotides long. NCBI's taxonomy places the organism in Eukaryota, Ciliophora, Oligohymenophorea, Peniculida, Parameciidae. The record is from the annotation of a GenBank genome assembly.